GCAAUUUGCACCCUAGAAAAUAAUGUAAUCACAAAAACCUAUAUGGAUGUGAUACGCGGAGCCUAAUACAGCUCGAGUUUAACGCACGCGCACCUCAACAGCAACCCAAACAUCAACCACCGUCCGCGGCGGCGCUUUCUAUCCUCCUCUACGACCAACUCAACUGUAGAAUAUAGACACAAAGCUUUUUCCAAAAAAAUGGCGGUUCUAAUUCACUUGCCAAAUUCCACCCCAACCCUUGGCAUCCAUGCAUCACACAUUUCCAUAUCUAAAUCCUUACUCCGCCCAUCCAUGACUGUUUCCAAACUCCAGCCCCUCCGCCGUCUCUCCCACCAUCUCCGCCGCCGCAGUCUCGCCGUCUCCGCCUCCGCCGUCCGCCAAGACACAACCCUCUGGACUCCCACCCCGCUGCUGCAAAUCUCUCCCGCAGCCGAAUCGCUAUUCAACAUCACCAUCGACGUCUCGGAAUCGCCCGAGCUCGCCGCCUCUUACACCAAGGCCGGCCAGUAUUUGCAGCUCCGCCUUCAGGAUUCCGACUCCAAACCCUCGUUCCUGGCCAUCGCAUCGGCGCCGUCGCUCGCCGCGUCGAAAGGCGUGUUCGAGUUUCUGGUGAAAUCCGUCGCCGGUUCAACGGCCGAGCUCCUGUGCGGGCUCAAUAAAGGUGAUCUCGUGGAGUUGACUCCGGCCAUGGGGAAGGGAUUCGAUAUUGACCAAAUAUCCCCGCCGGAAAACUAUCAAACAGUGCUAAUUUUCGCCACCGGCUCUGGAAUUAGCCCAAUCCGGUCUUUAAUCGAAGAAGGCCUCAAUGCUAAUGUGAGAUCUGAUGUGAGACUCUAUUACGGAGCUAGAAAUCUUGAUCGGAUGGCUUAUCAGGACAAGUUUAAAGAAUGGAAAUCGUCUGGAGUCGAUAUUGUGCCUGUGCUGUCCCAGCCCGACGAUAGUUGGACAGGGGAACGAGGUUACGUGCAGGCUGCAUUUACUAGAGAGAGAGGAAACUACGGCCCUCAGUCUACCGGAGCAGUUCUCUGUGGCCAAAAACAGAUGGCUGAGGAGGUGACUGCUGUUCUUGUAGCUGAUGGAGUAUCGAGCGACAAGAUUUUGAAGAACUUCUAACAACCGUAAAUUUUUGAGCUCUUCGUGUUGGUAUAUUAUAUAUUUAUACUUUUUUUGUUUUUUUUGUUUGUGCUUAUAAAAUCAUAAUCAUUCAUUCAUUCAGAAGCUGAGCAUCAUCGGCUUUAAGUCACAUAAUACAUGUAAUAUGAAUAAAUCCAUCAUAUUAUACUCGUAAAUUUCGACCAACAAAUAUUUAGCUUGAGAUGUGAUUAUUUUUUCGGUUUUUGAAUUCAUAAUGUUUAAUUAUAU
Molecule: messenger RNA, 1362 nt
Organism: Erythranthe guttata (spotted monkey flower)
Lineage: Eukaryota; Viridiplantae; Streptophyta; Magnoliopsida; Lamiales; Phrymaceae
Product: fruit protein pKIWI502
Molecular function (GO): oxidoreductase activity
Source: RefSeq, a predicted model, not a curated record